AUGGAGAAUAGAAACGUGUAUUUGCUCUCCAGUUUUCUUCUAAUUUUCCUUGUAUUCUCUGUGAAUCUUGCAAGAUCAGAGUCCCAUUUUGUGCUGGUUCAUACAGCAGGCCAUGGAGCCUGGUGCUGGUACAAAUUAGUGUCAUUGCUAAAAUCAUCAGGUCAUAAUGUCACGGCUCUUGAUUUGGCCGCCUCGGGAAUUAACCCAAAGCAAGUGCUGGAUGUUCCGUUUGUAUCUGAUUAUUUCAGGCCACUGACGGAAUUCAUGGCUUCUUUACCCCGACACGAGAAGGUGAUCCUCGUUGGUCACAGCUAUGGCGGAUUGGCUAUUUCUCAUGCCAUGGAGAGGUUUUCGGAGAAAAUUUCUGUUGCGGUUUUCGUCGCAGCCUUAAUGCCUGGUCCACACACCAAUUUUUCUAUAUUCUUCCAAGAGACAACAAGGAGCGAAGGCGAUUUUUUGGAUACUCGUAUAGCAUACGAUAAUGGACCUAAGAAUCCUCCGACAAGUUACACCUUGGGAUCAAAAUACAUGUCUGAAAAACUUUAUCAGCUCAGCCCAAUCGAGGAUUGGACAUUGGCAACAAUGUUAGUUAGACCAUUAUAUGCAUACGCGACACAAGAUUUCUCGCGGGAGCUAAAGUUAUCUGGUGAUAAAUACGGAUCAGUAAGUCGAAUUUUCAUAAUGACUGAUAAAGACAAGGUACGACAGAAGUAUUUCCAACGUUGGAUGAUCGAACAUAAUCGCCCCAAUGAAGUGAAAUUUAUCAAAGGAUCCGAUAACAUGGUCAUGAUGUCAAAGCCAAAGGAGCUUCUUGUUCAAUUGCUAGAUAUUGCUAAAAAAUAUUCUUGA
Molecule: messenger RNA, 849 nt
Organism: Fraxinus pennsylvanica
Lineage: Eukaryota; Viridiplantae; Streptophyta; Magnoliopsida; Lamiales; Oleaceae
Source: the annotation of a GenBank genome assembly